This is a messenger RNA of Dendronephthya gigantea, 1878 nucleotides long. RefSeq lists its product as uncharacterized. NCBI's taxonomy places the organism in Eukaryota, Metazoa, Cnidaria, Anthozoa, Malacalcyonacea, Nephtheidae. The record is from RefSeq and is a predicted model, not a curated record. The coding region runs from base 172 to 1209 and encodes 345 amino acids. The transcript has 4 exons.
GCAGAGAACAAUGCUUAUUUAACGUUCAGCGGGAAUGGAGUAAAGACUUGGCGGUUAACCCAAGAUUUUACGAGAAUUUCAUUCAGCAGAAUUCCAAGACAACGAAUUAUUGUUCGGGAAACCGAUAGUGAUUAUCGAAGAAUAGCUACACCAACAAAACAAAUUCGCAGCAUGAGGAAGGGAUAUCUGUGCUGGAUAAUAUUGACAAUCCUCACUUUGCCAGCUUUUAGAAAAGGAAGUACAGUUCAAUCAAGUGUCAGUGUUACAGGAGGCAAAACUAAGUCAGACAAGCCCUCUACAUUUGUUUCAUCGAGUACGACCAUUACAAAAUUAACCACUCCAAUUGUUUCGAGCGUGACUGUUCAAACGUCGACGUUGAAAACUAUUGAUGCGGCGAGAAAAAACACUUCAUCUACCACCACAAUUGUUGCUGCCCCAACAAAAGCUUCAAGUGCUACAAUCAUGAUACGAAAAACUUCAAAUUUUGAAAUGACCACUGAAGGUACUGCAGUAACUGCACCCACAUCAUCUCAGACAAGCAAAGACACAUUUGCCAAAAAAGGUGUGAAAGGGGAAAACAAGCGUUAUAUUAUUUAUGUUGGAAUCAUCAUAGCACUGACAAUGUUCGUAGCAAUUCUGCUGAUGGUCAUUACAUACUAUUUUUAUCGAAACCGAACAUUGAAACUCUCCAUUGCCAGGAAGGCAAAUGAUAGCAAAGGCAUCGAGGAACCUGUUGAUUUGCUGCCUGAUGAUGGAGAUGGCGAGACGAUCGAGAACAAGGGAGAGGAAGCCGGAGAUACAGCCACAAAACAAGAUGGAGAAAUAACCGAAAAACAAGAUGAAGAAGUGAACGAAAAACAAGAUGAAGAGAUAUCCACAAAGCAAAGUGAAGAAAUGACUGCCAAGCAAGAUGAAGAGGUAACCCCAAAUCAAGAGAAAGAAAUAACCCUUAACCAAGAUGAAGAAAAAACAACGAUUGAGCAAGAUGAAGGAAUAAGCGAAAUUAAGCUUGAUGAGGAAAUAACCAAAGAGCAAGAUGAAGAGAUAAACGAGGUACAAAGCGAAGAAAUAAAUAAAAUUUGGAAUGAAGCAAUUUCUACAAGCCCGGAAAUAACCACAGAGCAAGGUGAUGAUAUGGUCAAUCAGCAAGAUGAAAAAGAAGCUUAUAAUCACGAUAACGUAAUGACUGUAAAAGAAACUGAAUUUUGAUUGAACCACAAUAGAGUUACUUGAAGUGGUGAAUGUUUUGUCGUACAUUUUACGAGGUUUAUAUCAUAUCAUCACUUUUAUUAGAAUAUAUAUAAUGUAAUAUCACAAUUUUUUAUUAGAAAUACGUCGAACAAUAUUAUAACUGGGUAAACAUCGAUGGUGAAAGACUAAAAAUUUUAGACUCGUUAUAUUAUCCAAAUUUCUAAACAGAUAAAGGCUCAAGAUUCCUUUUUUUAUCUAGAUGAAUAAUCGUUACCUGUCCAAACGAGAUAAAUUCGUUCAUCACAGUGUAAUACUGAGUUGUAUUGGGGACAACAUGCACAGUAAAUGCAAAACCUGUAAAGUUUUACGCCAUGUAGCUAUUUCUGGCCAGGUAUAAACCUUCUUCUGUUUAAAAAAAAUCCAUUUAUGGGGUAGUCCAAAGCUGCAACAGAGGUCUGGUCAAAGCUAAAUUGACAGUACAUUAUGGGGCUGUAAUGAGGACUAAAUAACACAUGCGUGCAUUCUCAAACUAACGUAAAACUGUCACCAUGCCUUCGUCUACUUGCAAAUUCGGAAUAGCUAGUUACAAUAAUCAGUGGUGGAUUCAGGGAAAGUUAGAAUAAAUUACACGACCUAAUUUCAAAUUUAAAUUUUGGUUAAUUAGUGGUUAGGGAUGACGCUGUAACU